GGGCUGCUACGUCAAUACAAGGUUUUUCUUUCUUCUCUCUCCGUCCAGUAGGUGGCGGAAAUGCGCCGAUGUUGGUUUGCAAGCCGCUGUAAAUGAUAAAGAAGAAGAAACGCGUUUCGGUUUCGCGCAUCAGAGGAAGCAUCUCUUUAAAUCGAUAAAGAGCUCCGUGUUAAAGACGUUGUUUUUACGAUGUGAUUAUGUAAAAGUUCUGGAUUACCGCAAAAAGCUGAGGUGAAACUGUAGAAACGCUGCAUGUACUUUCAGCUGGAUGUGUAUGAACUGGGAUUCAGGCCAAUAAAUAGAAGAUAUAUCUCCAUCUCUGUAAACGUGGCGAAGCUAAGUUAAGUGUGUUUUCCAAACGACUCCAGAUCAAGACUUUACUGAAGACAUGGAGUGUGUUAAAGAGGAGAGAGAAGACAGUGAUGCAGAAACAUGCGGAGAGAAAGAUGAAGAAACUGAGGAACACAGAGAGCUGACGCAAGAGAAAGAAGAAAGUCGAGAGAAUGACGUAGAGGAGAAACAUCAGGAGGGGGUAAUAAAUGCAGAAAAAUCUCUCAGGCGCUCAGAAACGAAAAAGAAACCCUCGCAUGAAGCCAGUAAUUGCUUCGUCUGCCCCGAGUGCGGCAAGAGCUUCACACAUAAAGGACACUUCAACGAACACAUCAAGAUCCACUCCGGAGUCAAGCCCUUCAGCUGCCCUCACUGUCAGAAGAGCUUCACCUGUAAAGGACACCUGAAACGCCACGUUCGCAUCCACACCGGCGAGCGUCCGUACGCUUGCAAUCAGUGCGGGAAGAGCUUCAAGUGCGCCACCAACCUCAAAGACCACCAGCGCUCGCACUCGGGGGAACGGGCCUUCGCCUGCCAGCAGUGCGGGAAGAACUUCAUCCUGGCGUCCAACCUGAAGGCGCACCUGAAGAUCCACACUAACGAGAAGCCCUACGUGUGCGCCGUCUGCGGGAAGGGCUUUCUGCGGCUGGGCUGCUUCAACGAUCAUCAGAAGAUCCACACGGGAGAGCGAGCGCACAUGUGCUUCGAGUGCGGGGACACCUUCACCAGAUCCAGCGCUCUGAAGCAGCACCAGAAGAUCCACAGCGGAGAGAAGCCCUACACCUGCUCGCACUGCGGGAAGGGCUUCACUCACUCGGGAGCGCUGAGGAGACACGAGCGCGUUCACACCGGAGAGAGACCCUACCUCUGCAGCGCCUGCGGGAGGAGGUUCACUCAGUCCAGCGAUCUGCAGAACCACAGAAAGAAGCCCUGUCCCAUGCUGCCUCGCUCCGAGCAGAGCCCGGCCUCCGCUCCAGUGCAAACACUGACACCUUCUGUGUGAAGACUGGAUGCAGGCUGAUAGGGAUGUAACGAGAUCAAAAUCUCACGAUGCGAUAUUUAAAGCGCCCCUAUUAUGGAUUUUUGAAAAAGAUCUUUCAUGCGGUGUGUAACACAUCUGAGUGAAAACAUCCUGCAAAGGUUUAAAUCUGAGAGUGCACCGUGUAUAAAGUUAUCGGGCCUCAUUCAUGAAACACGAGCAGAACGAAUUCUUGUUCUGACGUAAACUUUCGAAUUCAUGAAAAUGUUCGUAUUUUCAAAAUGUUAGUUGGUACGAAAGAAAUGUACACCUGCUCCUUACCCACGUUUACAUGGUGUGUAAAACAUUGUUCUUUUUGGCAAACUGAUGACACUGAAUUCUGAUGCAAUGCCAUGAUAAUACUUUACAAGUUUCUAUAAAUAAUAUUUAUAUAAUAUUUUACAAGUGUUUAUUUAUUUAUUUUUUAUUUAGUUGAUAAACUGUUCAGCUUUGGGUAGAACGCAGCGCUUGUCACUGUCACUUUUUACCCAGCCGUCCAAUCAAUGGAGGAGGGGGCGGGACAAAUACUACACCGACCAAUCAUCCUGCUUCUACAACAACUGAACAACAGAGAAGUUAAUAUCACUGGCAACUGCAUUUUUAUAUUCAGUAAUAUUCUUCAAAAUGAGAUACUAGUAAUAUAUUACUUCCGUGAAUAUUCCUAAUCAUGGCAACCAAAGCGUUCUCGAGCGCCACCAGCUGGUCGUUUUCAGAAGAGCACCUGACAUUUUUCAGCUGGCUAAAAACACUUUGAUGGAUGCAUGUUGUUGAAUAUUUGGCAUAUGGCCUAUUAGUCUUUUUUGCAUCUAUGCAAUAUACUGGAGCCAAACCUGAGAAAGUAGACCAGAAUAUUCCACUGCGUUCCUGGACACGCAAUUUGCAUAGCUGUAAAUCAUAGGCGGGGAUUAUGCUAAUUGUGUACGAGCGUGCACACACACCCUAUUUACGAAUGAUUGGCAUUCAUUAACAUACGCAUGUUUAACUAUCAAAUCGGAUGUUAACGAAGCGUUUGUGAAUCCGGAGGAGAGUUUUCAGGAAGGCCCGUUUUACGCGCAAAUUACUCCUAUAUUUACGAAUGUUUCAUGAAUGAGGCCCAAUGUCUCUCAAAAGAAAGAGUCGACUCUGAAUCAUUGGAACGAGUCGUUUUUAAAACUAAUCCCAAGCCGUUUCAUGCUGACGUCAACAUGAAACAUUAGCAUAUUGCCGCCCACUUGUUGGUCUUUUCAUGUUGGUCUGAAUGAAAAUGCAAAUUCGUUCUUUGCCACUAGGUGCUGCUUUUGGAGCGUUAAAAAUAGCGAUAUGAUCCAGAUGUAGUAUUUGACAAAAAUACGAUUUUCUCAGCUUUUUCAUCCAAUACUGAAAGAAAUGAUGUCAUCAUAAGUAGUCAUUGAAUGAUUCACUCGAGAGAUUUGUUCAAAAACCCUGAUUCAUCCAGGAACGAAGCACGCAAAGUCUUUAUGAGGGAGUCAUUGAAUUACUCAUUCAACUACUUAAUAACUAUAUAUUUUUGGAAUAGACUGCAGCAAUAAACUUUUUGUCAGAACUUCAAGUAAAUUUAAUUUAGUUUUUCUAUUCAGAAUUGUGGGAGAAUCGUGAUCUGUUUUUUUUUAAACAAAAGCAUUGUGAUUCUCCGUUUCUCCACGAUCACCAGCAGUCUGCUGUUCCUCCACCGAAUCAAUCAGGAUUCCUGCAGUCUGCUGGAACACAACCAUUAUUGUGGUUGUUCUGGUUUCUAACUGUGUAUUUGGCUUUGCAGAAACCAGUCUGUUUGGUCAGGACAGCCAGUCUUGUGCUGGAUCUGAUCAUCACACACUAACUUGUAGCGUACAGUGUGGAGAUUACAUGCCGUUUCCAGAAAUAAAAAGCUACACCAGU
This is a messenger RNA of Onychostoma macrolepis, 3223 nucleotides long. RefSeq names its product gastrula zinc finger protein XlCGF7.1-like. The coding region runs from base 389 to 1333 and encodes 314 amino acids. Gene Ontology annotation, molecular function: RNA polymerase II cis-regulatory region sequence-specific DNA binding; DNA-binding transcription factor activity, RNA polymerase II-specific. The record is from RefSeq and is a predicted model, not a curated record. NCBI's taxonomy places the organism in Eukaryota, Metazoa, Chordata, Actinopteri, Cypriniformes, Cyprinidae. The transcript is spliced from 2 exons. Gene Ontology annotation, biological process: regulation of DNA-templated transcription.